This is a messenger RNA of Microplitis mediator, 1417 nucleotides long. RefSeq names its product mitochondrial mRNA pseudouridine synthase RPUSD3-like. The record is from RefSeq and is a predicted model, not a curated record. NCBI's taxonomy places the organism in Eukaryota, Metazoa, Arthropoda, Insecta, Hymenoptera, Braconidae. Gene Ontology annotation, biological process: pseudouridine synthesis. The coding region runs from base 162 to 1337 and encodes 391 amino acids. The transcript is spliced from 2 exons. Gene Ontology annotation, molecular function: pseudouridine synthase activity; RNA binding.
UACAUGUAAGCGCGGCUUUAGUACACGAGGUUGGUUAUUGUUUUGGAUACAAGUUUUUAACAUGUCGAGUACUGAUAGUAAUUGUUAAUAAUAUUGAUAAAUAAAUUGUUUAUAUCGUCAAUGUAUUUUAUUAAUUGCAUUAAUAAUAAUUAAAAAGUAUAAUGGAGAAUAUUAUAACGAAAUCAAUGAUGAAUCAUCAAGUUCUACGUGUUUUGGGUUAUGCGAGAUUAAGUCACACUCAAGCGAAUCCAAAAUAUCCUGAUAAAAAGAAAAAUAUUAUGACAAAAGUCAAAAAAACUCAUCCCUACAGAUCAAUACAUCCUUGGAAAUCUAAAAUUGACUUUUGCGACAGUAUGAUAAAGCAAGUUAUUUAUAACAAAGAUGGUUUAGUGGCUAUCAAUAAACCUUAUGGUAUAUCAGCAAGAACUCUUGGUGAAGAAAAAAAGGGAAAGAACCCAAUAAUCAGUGGUAUUCCUAAUGAAAAAAAAUAUGUAUUGACAGAUGCGAUACCACUUAUUGCUAAUGCAUUGGGAUAUGAAUCAUUAGUUAUUGCAAAGACACCCGAAAAAUUUACAUCUGGUGUUGUACUGCUGAGUGCAAGUGAUAAAAUAACAGAAGCAGUUGCUAAAUCUUUGAGAGUUGCCGAAGGUAAACGGAUAAUACCGCGUACUUAUUGGACGGUAACAAGACGAGUACCAAUAUUUCCUAGUGGGGAAAGAAGAGUCGCUAUGAAACUAGGGAAAGGUCCUGAAAAAGGUCAGAAGGAACCAGUCAUCAUAUCAUCGUGGUCUGAAAAUGAACGAGUUCGAGGUGACAUUAAAAUUCUCAACGUUCAAUUCAAAGUUUUAUCAUCCGCCACACAUAAUUUAGCUUCUCUGCUGGAGAUAAAAUCAUCCACAAGCCAAUGGCACGCUGUGAGAUUAUUCGCGGCCAUCACUUUGCUGAGUCCAAUCCUCGGAGACCGAGUCUAUGGAUCCAGAGCUCAAGAUGUAAUGGGAAAAUUUUUAGCUAUUAGUCCAUUCGUUGACGCAGCCCAUGUUCCCCCUAGAUUGGACGAAGAAUUAUUGCGGUUGAUUAAAAUUACCCAGAACAAAACUUUGAUGAUUCCAGCCCACGUUCACUUGAGGGAAAUGUUCCUCCCGUCGUUCAUAAAAAAAGGAAACGACGUUUCCAUCGUAGCUCCACUCCAACCAGAAUUUUUAUGGACUUGUAAUAAAUUAUUGAUCAAUGAAGAAUUUUUAAAGCCUACCGACAAUAAUAUUAACUCUAGUCCUAGUUCUGAUGACCCACAGGCCAACAAUGACGUUGAAAAUUGUGUAGCAGUAAGGCAAAAUUAAUUUGCUGAUGUGAAUCAUCAUAAAUUUAUUUUAUACACAUGUAAAUAAUAAUCAUAAUCAAUAAACUGUUAAUUAUUAGA